CUGAAUUGUUUUGGCAACCGCCAUUUAAAAGACGAAGAAGAAGAGGAAGCGGAACAGGAGCAGCUUGUUUUAGUUGUGCUUCAGCUGGUGACAGAAAACGGUCAAAUGGCUGGUAGCAGACUAGAGAAUUUUGGGACUGUGUUUACCAGAGUUCGGGAUCUGUUAUCCUCUGGAGUCUUAAAGCUACCAGAGAAACCCAUCUGGUAUGAUGUAUAUAAGGCUUUUCCUCCAAAGACGAAUCCACUUCAUGUGAAGCUCCACAGUAGGCCUUGUACCAAGAAACAUAAUGCGGUGCCUGAAAUCUUCUACAGAGAGGAUCAAGUUAGAGCGAGAUUCUAUGAGCAGUAUGGAACCGGUUCUCGACCUCUUGAUCUUUCCAAAUCAAACUUUAUUUCUACUUCCCAGAGGUUUGUUGACAAGUACACUGAGUUAAAAAACCACACCAAGCCCAGUGUCUCUGACCUGUUUGAGAACACUGGGAAGGCUUUACUCACAGAGGGUAUCAUUCUGAGAAGAAGAGGAGCUCCUCCUGAGUCCAAAGAUCCAGUGCUUAAGCUGAAACUAAUGGACAUGUUGGCAGAGCAGCAGUCAGACGGUGGUGACACAUCAUCAGAACACGCCUCAGCAGUUUAAGAAACAUAUGUGCUAUUUUGUUCCAGAAAGCUACUGCAAAAUUAAAGUUCUGGUUGUAACUUGUUAA
Messenger RNA from Mugil cephalus (flathead mullet), 700 nucleotides. RefSeq names its product mitochondrial ribosomal protein S23 (gene mrps23). Gene Ontology annotation, molecular function: structural constituent of ribosome. Bases 106 to 633 code for a protein of 175 amino acids. The record is from RefSeq and is a predicted model, not a curated record. NCBI's taxonomy places the organism in Eukaryota, Metazoa, Chordata, Actinopteri, Mugiliformes, Mugilidae. Gene Ontology annotation, cellular component: ribosome; mitochondrion. Gene Ontology annotation, biological process: translation. The transcript has 5 exons.